UUCAGCUUUGCAAAUAUGGUUAACUACGGCGCGAUGCUGCUGUUGGCCGUUGUAUCUCUGAUAGCUGGCCAGGCCAUGGGUGGACCAAUGGGAUGGUCUCCUUCUGCAUACUACACUCCUCCGGCGUCCUACUACACCACUGCGGCGCCUUACUACACAACGACGUACGCUGCGCCCAGCUACUACACCGAAUCUCCCCAGUACUACGCGACUGAAUCGCGGGAAUACUACACUACAGCAUCUUACUACACAACUACGUAUGCCGCUUCGACGUACUACACAACGACAUACGCUACACUGAGCUACUAUACUGAAACUCCCCCUGCAUAUAAUGCUGCCCCCAGCUACAUCACCACUACUGCUGCCUACUACACGACAACACAAGCAGCCAAAUAUUAUGUAGCUCCAACUUACUACUCUGAAGCUGCCCCAUCUUACUACGCUGAGCCGACAUACUACGCUGAAGCCCCAAAGUCCUACGCUGCCCCAAGUUACUACAUCACGUCUGCUCCUUCGUACUACGUGGAACCUACCUACCACACCACAACUUAUGCUGCCCCGUCUUACUACACCACAAAGGCUGCUGAAUACUACACUGCUACGUACGCUGCCCCAGCUCACUACGCUGAGGCCCCUGUGUAUUACAAGGCAGAAGGUCCGCAAUACUACACUAUAAAGGCUCCCGAGUACACAACAACGUAUGCUUCGCCAAGUUACUAUAACGAGCCUCCCAAGUACUAUACCACUACUAAUGCUGCUCCAGUUUACUACAUCGCAGCUCCUCAAUACUACUCCAAGAAGGCCGCUGAAUACUCCACCAUAAAGGCCGCUGAAUACUCCACCACAAAGGCCGCUGAAUACUACACCACAAAGGCCGCUGAAUACUCCACCACAAAGGCCGCUGAAUACUCCACCACAAAGGCCACUGAAUACUACACCACAACGGCCACUGAAUACUACACCAUAAAGGCCGCUGGAUACUACACUACUGCAGCUCCAGAGUAUUACACCAAGAAAGCUGAGUAUUACACAACCACUUACGCAGCUCCAGCUUACUACACUGAGGCUCCACAAUACUAUACAACAAAGGCUCCCGAGUACUACAGCACAACGUAUGCUGCACCAAGUUAUUUCACUGAAGCUCCAACAUACUACACAACAACCUAUGCCACUCCUAGCUACUACACGAAGCCACCAAAGUACUAUUCAGUUCCAAGCUACUAUCAAACUGAAGCCCUCCAGUAUUACACAACAAAAGCGCCAGAGUACUAACUACCACAUCCGCCG
This is a messenger RNA of Daphnia carinata, 1287 nucleotides long. RefSeq names its product adhesive plaque matrix protein-like. The record is from RefSeq and is a predicted model, not a curated record. NCBI's taxonomy places the organism in Eukaryota, Metazoa, Arthropoda, Branchiopoda, Diplostraca, Daphniidae. The transcript is spliced from 2 exons. The coding region runs from base 16 to 1272 and encodes 418 amino acids.